AUGAAACUUAGAAUUGUUUCGAAUUUGAUUUCCCAAGUGCUUCUUCGUAUUAACUCGCCUUCAUUAUGGGAAAUAAUUGAGACUAGAAUUAGCAAGUUAUAUCAUUGCUCUCAAUUUCAAUUUAGAAAUACUGAGGCUGAAGAAGAUGAUGAAUGCAAAGGAGAUCAAUUUCUUCCACAACUGCCAUAUUUAAAUGGGAAUCAAGCAAAUGUCAUCUUAUUCAAUUUUGAAACUGUGUUUGAUGGAAUUUUUGAUUAUAUGGAAAUCAUGAUUUGGUUGUUGACAAGAGUUAUUUUGUUCCAAUAUGUUGAAGGAGUAGAUACACUCAAAGGAAAUGUGCAAGCUAAGAGUAGAUUAGAAAUAUUAUGUAAAUGGCUUUGCAAAUUGUUGAUUGAGAAAUAUCCAACCUCAAAAUUUGCUUUCUAUUUUCAUAUUCUUAUUGUUCAAAUUCCUGAAUUAAUAUUUCUAUUCGUCCAUUGUGGAGAUAUGCAAACGAAGGAAGUGAAAAUAUUCAUGCUUAUCAUAUUCUCGGAUUAG
This is a messenger RNA of Naegleria lovaniensis, 537 nucleotides long. RefSeq lists its product as uncharacterized. Lineage: Eukaryota; Heterolobosea; Eutetramitea; Acrasida; Naegleriidae. Bases 1 to 537 code for a protein of 178 amino acids. The record is from RefSeq and is a predicted model, not a curated record. The transcript has a single exon.